Messenger RNA from Dufourea novaeangliae, 1001 nucleotides. RefSeq lists its product as uncharacterized. NCBI's taxonomy places the organism in Eukaryota, Metazoa, Arthropoda, Insecta, Hymenoptera, Halictidae. The record is from RefSeq and is a predicted model, not a curated record. The transcript is spliced from 7 exons. Bases 115 to 936 code for a protein of 273 amino acids.
AUCAUUUUAUUUUAUAAGAAGUUCUGAUGGUGUGUGCAAGAACAGUGUUCAGUAGUGUUGGAAGUGUUGCUCCUCGUGUAUCGUCAUCCACCGUUACAAGAAUGCUGGCAGCUCAUGAUAAAAAGCGUGAACGUCCCGGAGACGGUGAAGGCUGGGGACACGGAUUACGUGAUCCUGGACUGCGACUACGAUUUCGAGAACACGCCCAGCAAAGGAUUAGUCGUGAAAUGGUUCUUCAACACCAACGAACUGGCUUACCAAUGGAUAUACGGCAGGAGCCCGUUGGCCGGGGAGCUAACCGAGAAGUACGUCGACCUGAUGUACGAAGCCAGCGACGAUCCGUACACCAAGUACCGAGCCAUGAAAUUGAAUAAGCCUGGUAUCGAUCUUACCGGCGACUACACGUGCGUCAUAUCCACUUUCGCGGACGAGCGAUCCGCGAGCGCCUCCAUGGUUGUGUAUUCAACCGAGGAGAAAUUCGAUCUUGUAUAUAGAAGGAAAACCAUAGAUGAUAAGGAUGGAGUGGAGAUAACGUGUAUGGCAGAAGGACUGUAUCCACAACCCACCCUGGAUAUAUCCAUCGAGGGUGUUCCGGAAAAGCAAACAGUGACGGCCACCGUUACGCUGCGUGACGAUGGACUGUACGAUAUCUUAUCACGAACGGCCUUACUGGACGAAGAUUUACCGGAAGCAGCGAUUGUCAAAUGCUUGCUCGGUAUACCGAAGGCAAACUACAACGUUUCCCACAAAACCGUCUACUAUCCCGGAACGCCUACUACUACUUCAACUGCUACUACGAAGCUGCUGCACGUAAUGGAGAACCAAGCGCUAGACAACUCAGAGCCUGGCGAUGGUGGUGGAAAUUUCGCUGGUCGAAUGUCAAUUAAUGUCCUUUUAGUGACGUUGCAUCUGGUACUUGUCACCAUGUUGAACUAACGGGUUAAUUACUAGGUCGCCGCUUGAACGGAGCCCCAAAAUCGACUAGCGAACGCAUGUUAAUU